CUGCUUUUCCAUGUUAGCUAUACACUAGCGCUAACGUAUUAUUAUUAACGUGCACUGAGCUUUGCGAUCUCUGAUUGAUUGGAGCUGAAAAUUUGUAGGCGUGUGUGGAAACUAAGGACACUGGCUUUCCGGCAUCUGAUAUCGUCGUUUUGGAGCUGUUUUAUUGAUUGUACCCACUUCUAAUCUGAUAUCAUCAUGAGUUAUCCAGGCUACCCCCCAGCAGGUGCACCCGGCUACCCUCCUGCAGGUCAACCUGGUUACCCCCUGCUCCUGGCACCUACCCGCCAGCAGGAGGGGCUCCAGGUUACCCUCCUGCAGGGGUCCCAGGUUACCCCCCUGCAGCCGCCGGCUACCCAACAGGUGCAGCUCCACCCCCAGCUGGAGGGCAACCCUAUGGAGCAGCUCCAGGAUACCCUCCUGCAGGGGGAGCUGGUUACCCCCUGCGCCAGGUUAUGGAGGUUAUCCCUCUGCCCAGCCACCUGCACCAGGCUAUGGUGCCCCACCCGGCGGAGCCCCGGGAUACCCCCAGCUGGAGGUUACCCAGCAGCCGGGGGCUACCCAGGCCAACAGCCCCCAGCAGCGGGCUAUCCAGGCCAACAGCCCCCACCAGCUGCGGGCUACCCAGGCCAACAGCCCCCACCAGCAGCAGGCUAUCCCGGUCAACAGCCCCCACCAGCAGGAUACGGCCAACCUCCUGCUGCCGGUUACCCACAGCAGCCUCCAGCAGCCGGCUACCCCGGUGCAGCACCGGCAGCAUACGCAGCAGGGGGUGCACCAGGGUACCCUUCUCAACCAGCCGGUGCCCAACCUCCACCACCAUCAGGUCAACAGCUCUAUGGUGCCGCAGGCGCAACCGUUGUAGCAACAGGUUUAGCAGCUCAGUAUGCUCAAGAGAAACCUAAGCCAAUGGCCCCUCCUGCAGUCCAGGAACCGGUGACCUCGCAGCUCUCGAGGAUGGCCCUGACAGACCAACCGUUUGAGACCCACGGCACCGUCAGGCCACACCACCCCUUUGAUGCAGAACAAGAUGCUAGUGUCCUCCGCAAGGCCAUGAAAGGAAUGGGAACGGAUGAGCAAGCGGUCAUCAACCUCAUCACAGCUCGUAACAACGAGCAACGCCAGAGAAUCAAGCUCCAAUUCAAGACCAUGUACGGCAAGGACUUGAUCCAUGAUCUGAAAUCUGAAUUGAGUGGUAAGCUGGAAGACCUCAUCUUGGCCAUGUUUGUUCCUGGUCCUCAGUAUGAUGCCUAUGCCAUCAACAAGGCUAUCAAGGGUCUUGGCACCGAUGAGGAGAUCUUGAUUGAGAUUCUGUGUACCCGUACCAACAAAGAAAUACAUGAGAUUAAUGAGGAGUACAAGAAACAGUUCCGCACCACCAUGGAGAAGGAUUGCAUCGGAGACACCAGCGGACAUUUCAAGAGACUGCUCGUCUCAAUGUGUCAGGGCAACCGUGAUGAGUCUAGCACAGUAGACAUGGCCAAGGCGCAGGCUGAAGCAAACGCCCUCUAUCAGGCAGGGGAAAAGAAGUGGGGCACCGAUGAAUCCGAGUUCAACCGUAUCCUAGCCACAAGGAACUUUGCUCAGCUCAGAGCUACAUUCAAAGAAUAUACCAGGAUCGCCCAGCGUGACUUGUUGAAUAGUAUUGAGAGAGAGUUCUCUGGCAACAUCAAGAAUGGACUCAAAACAAUCGUGCAAUGUACUCAGAGUCGACCAUCCUACUUUGCUGAUCGUGCGUAUCGUGCCAUGAAAGGAGCCGGUACUGAUGACGAUACGCUGAUCCGAGUUAUCGUGACACGCUCAGAGAUUGAUUUGGUUGAGAUCAAGAAGGCAUUCCUUGAGAAAUAUCACAAGACCCUGGGCAAGAUGGUCUCUGGGGAUACCAGCGGGGACUACAAGAAACUCCUUGUGGCUCUGAUUGGACAGGACUAAGCUCUCUCACUCAGGACCAGGACUAGAACCUGUCCAAGGACUGCCAUUGGUUCCUUUACAUGACCUUGAUCAGAUCAGUAGCUCUUUGUACCUGGACUGGUUCCUAAAUUAAGUCUAGAAACCAGUACUAGGCCUUGAUCAGAUCAGUAUCUCAUUGUACCUGGACUGGUUCCUAAAUUAAGUCUAGGAACCAGUAUCAGGUCUUGAUCAGAUCAAGGUUUAUAUGUUUACUGGUGGACUGGUUUCUAAAUGAAGUCUAGGAGCCAGUAUUAAGGUCAAGUUUUUGAUGAAGACUUUUCUCUUUACCUAGGAUGGUUACUAAAUGAAGCCUAGGAACCAGUUCUAGUUCCUAGGGUUUGUUCAUUGACAAGGACUUGUAGAGGAACCAUGGUCUAUCCCUGGAUCAGGACUGGCAGGACCGGGAUUCGGUCUACAUUUGACUUGCUCUAUAGCAAGCUAAGAAUGGAUCAGUCUCUGUUUAAAUUGAGGCUUUCAUUGUUUUAGCCUAUACCUUUCCCAUAUCUAAGUCAAGGGCUUAUUAUAAUGGCAUAGUUGGUUUUAUAUAGUGAUU
Messenger RNA from Strongylocentrotus purpuratus (purple sea urchin), 2500 nucleotides. It is a transcript of the gene anxa7, whose product is annotated as annexin A5. The record is from RefSeq and is a predicted model, not a curated record. Gene Ontology annotation, cellular component: cytoplasm. Gene Ontology annotation, molecular function: calcium ion binding; calcium-dependent phospholipid binding. Lineage: Eukaryota; Metazoa; Echinodermata; Echinoidea; Camarodonta; Strongylocentrotidae. Bases 196 to 1929 code for a protein of 577 amino acids. The transcript has 16 exons.